AGUUCGAGUGCGAUUACCGCUGCUGCUGGCUGUCAGUGGCUCGUGUUGGCCUUGUUUGUUGGACGCGGAUACCAUUGCCGUUUUCUGGCUCAGAGCGGUUUGUUUGCUCGCGAGCAGAAUGCAGAAGACCGAGUUUUAAAUGAAUCAGCAGAUCGGUUAAAUGUAAAACCCAUCGAGAGCCGCCAAAACCAUCAUACGUUUGGAGGAAGUGCAACGAUAUAAGAGCGGAAAUCCGUGGAAAAGGGCGGAGAAAAGCGAACGUAGGGAGCUGAAAAAAUUGCAUUGCCUUCUUUCGGGCGCACAAAGAAAAUGAGCGCAAAGAUGACGCGCUACAAGCAAACCGAAUUCACGGAAGACGAUUCGAGUUCAAUCGGCGGCAUUCAAUUAAACGAGGCAACCGGCCACACUGGCAUGCAGAUACGCUACCACACUGCUCGGGCCACAUGGAAUUGGCGCUCGAGGAACAAGACGGAGAAAUGGCUGCUCAUCACCACCUUUGUAAUGGCCAUCACGAUCUUCACUCUGUUGAUUGUCCUUUUCACAGACGGAGGCAGCAGCGAUGGGACCAAGCACAUCCUACAUGUCCAGCCGCAUCUGAAAGAGUGUCCUUCCGGAAAUGAGCUUCCCUGCUUGAAUAAGCACUGUAUCUUUGCCUCCAGCGAGAUCCUCAAGUCCAUCGAUGUGACCGUGGAUCCCUGCGAUGACUUUUAUGGAUAUUCCUGCAAUCAGUGGAUCAAAAAUAACCCUAUUCCCGAGGGAAAGUCCACGUGGGGCACCUUUGGCAAGUUGGAGCAGAUGAACCAGCUGAUCAUCCGCAAUGUGCUGGAGAAACCGGCCAAGACCUUCAAGUCGAACGCGGAGCGAAAGGCCAAGGUGUACUAUGAGUCCUGCCUGGACGCGGAUGAGCACAUGGAGAAGCUGGGGGCCAAGCCCAUGAAUGAUCUCCUGGUGCAGAUCGGCGGAUGGAACGUGACCAAGAGCGGCUACAACGUGGCCAACUGGACGAUGGCCCGCACUCUCAAGACUCUGCACAACAGAUAUAACUUUAACUGCCUGUUUGGUUGGGCGAUUGGGGAGGACGACAAGAACUCCUCGCGGCACGUCAUCCAGAUAGAUCAGGGAGGAUUGACGCUGCCCACAGCCGAUUACUACAACAACAAGACGGACAAUCACCGCAAAGUACUCAAUGAGUACAUUGAGUACAUGACCAAGGUGUGCGUCCUGCUGGGCGCCAAUGAAUCGGAUGCCCGGGCCCAGAUGAUAGGCGUCAUUAACUUUGAAAAGAAGCUGGCCAAUAUUACGAUUCCUCUGGAGGACCGUCGCAACGAGGAGGCCAUGUAUCAUCCAAUGCAGCUGCGCCAGCUGUCCAAACUGGCUCCGUUCCUCAACUGGACGGAUCAUUUCGAUAAUGCCAUGCAGAUGGUCGGUCGCCGGGUCACCGACGACGAGGUGGUGGUCGUCUACGCCCCCGACUUCCUCAAGAACCUGUCGGACAUCAUCCUCAAGAUGGAACUGACCGAGGAGGGAAAAAUCACCCUGAACAACUAUCUCGUCUGGCAGGCGGUUCGCACCUUGACCAGUUGUCUCUCGAAACCCUUCCGAGAUGCCUACAAGGGCGUGAGGAAGGCCCUCAUGGGAUCGGAUGGCGGCGAGGAGAUCUGGCGCUACUGCGUUUCCGACACCAACAAUGUGGUUGGCUUCGCCGUGGGUGCGAUCUUUGUGCGUCAGGCCUUCCAUGGGGAAUCGAAGCCGGCGGCAGAACAGAUGAUCGCCGAGAUCCGCGAGGCCUUCAAGUCGAACCUACAGAACUUGACCUGGGUGGACAAACAGACGCGCGAGAAGGCCAUUGAGAAGGCCAACGAGAUCUCGGACAUGAUCGGAUUCCCCGACUAUAUCCUGGAUCCCGUCGAGCUGGACAAGAAGUACGCCGAGCUGAACAUCACGCCGAAUGCCUACUUCGAGAACAACAUCCAGGUGGCCAUCUACAAUCUGAAGAGCAACCUGAAACGCCUCGACCAGCCGGUGAACAAGACCAAUUGGGGCAUGACCCCGCAGACGGUGAACGCCUACUACACGCCCACCAAGAACCAAAUCGUCUUUCCCGCGGGCAUUCUGCAGACGCCCUUCUUUGACAUCAACAACCCCAAGAGCCUGAACUUCGGGGCCAUGGGAGUGGUCAUGGGUCACGAGCUGACCCACGCCUUCGACGACCAGGGACGUGAGUACGACAAGUUUGGCAACAUCAACCGAUGGUGGGACUCCAAGAGCAUCGAGCGGUUCAACGAGAAGUCGGAGUGUAUCGCCCGUCAGUACAGUGGCUACAAGAUGAACGGACGCACCCUCAACGGCAAGCAGACGCUGGGCGAAAACAUAGCCGACAAUGGGGGCCUCAAGGCAGCCUACCACGCCUACCAGCGAACCAAGAGCGACCGCGAUGUGGAUGUCCUGAAGUUGCCUGGCCUGAAUCUCACCCACUCGCAGCUGUUUUUUGUGUCCUUUGCCCAGGUCUGGUGCUCCAGCACUACGGAUGAAACGAACCUGCUGCAGAUGGAGAAGGAUCCGCAUUCGCCGUCGCAGUUCCGGGUGAUCGGCACAUUGUCGAACAUGAAGGAGUUCGCCGAGGUCUUCCAGUGCAAGCCCGGCAAGCGAAUGAACCCCACCGAAAAGUGUGAGGUGUGGUAAAGGAAACAGCAUUAUCCCGAUCUCAGAACGAGCCAAAGAUAAAGAUAAUGAUAAAGAUCAAGCCAAAGCCAAGCACAACCAUAUAUGUAUAUGUGCGGAUGGUGGAUGGAUGCAGACUGGGAGAUACGGCCUCAAAGUGAUGAUCCUAUCUUCAUGACUCUAUUGAUUUAGUUGUGCCCAUUUUUUGUUUACCUUUUGUAUUGUUGUCGAAAGACCGUCAGUCAUUGUGCCUAUGAAAAUGAUCGAAACUGACGAUAAAUUCACGGUCGUGCUCCAAGGGGUCUGGAGUUGGGAUGUAUGGAUCCUGGAGCAGGAGCAAGGGGACCUUUAACUACAUUUGAAUGUGAACGCACGAGCUACCAACUAUAUGGGGUGGGUGUUUGCGAUAUGAAACACAAGAUGGAGCACACACCCAACGGGGCUGAUAUACAUAUAUAUAUAUAUAGAUAUGAUAACGAUAAACCAUAAAUGUAACUUAGCUAUUUGUAGAACUAUCAAUGUAUAUUGUAUUAUAAUGAUACAAAGUUUGCAGCUCGUAACCCAAAGAUGGGUUUUUUAUCAGUGCUCCGCUCUUUUUUAUACCUCCCAUUAAGAUACAUUCUAAAGAAUUUGAAAAUUCCCAGCCUUUUUUCAGAAAAUACAUUGAUGUCGAAGUUCCUAGGUAAAGGAUAGGCAGGAAAUGAAGGUCUAGUGGGUGUGAAAUCGAAGGAGAUAGAGAUAUCGAGUGAGAGGCAAACAGUUUGUGUGCUUUUAAGUUGCCAGAGUGAAGAGGAAAUAACUGAGUGAUUACGUUUAACAUUUAUAUAAGUUGAAAUUAAAAAUGUUUUAGCCCAUUUUGAUAAAUCUGUUUUUUACUGGUUUUCUUAAUAUGCUAAUUGUUGAUUUAUCUAUAAUUUACUAUCCUAUGAAGAAGCAAAAUAGAUAGAGGCAGCAAUGAAAUAGAAAGUAGACAAAUAAACACCAACUAAUUAAUAAUUGCUCAGAUAUUGAGAUACAUAGCCAACCGAAUUGGACGUGUUUUCUUUUAAACGAAGGAAAAACAUAUCAGCUUAAGAUAAUGCAAGCGAACAAAAUCCAAUAGCAGCCCCGUAAAUCUAUAGAAUUUAAAAAGGCACCAAAUCGAAAUCAAUCCAAGAAUUUAGCUAUAAGAUAAAAAACACUCUCAAGCCGAAUCAGUCACAAAUCUUCGCACUAUGUAGACAAUACGGCCAAAAGGCAGUUCGGUUCACUAACUUGACUUUGAAGGGCGUUUCCAAUUAGAUUUUGUUUAUAUCCAUCGGUUAUUUUUAGAUAUAGACGUACGUUCAUACAAAGAAUGCAUUUAUCUUUAAUUUUUUUUUUACUCUCCUGAAUAAUUGUAUUUCAAAUACUGGAAAUAAGUGACGCGAACGCAGAGCAAAAUUUUGAUCUUGUAUUAUAAACGCAUUUAUAAUUUUCCCUAAUCAUUUCGUAGGAAGGGGGAAUGGGGGUGGGUUAAGGGGUAUACUAUCAAAAAACCCUCUGUAUCUAUGGAGGUAUCAAGCAGAUGACUUUUGUAUUCUAUAUAUGUACUAUAUGAUAGAUGAAGAAACGAUAACUAUAAUACAAAUAUUAAAAUAUUAUUAUUAUACAAACUACAUAUACAUUAACUGAAUGUUUAAAUGCAAAUUAUUUUUAUUGUCUAUUAAUAAAGUGUAUAUGUGUGUGCAUGUAUACAA
This is a messenger RNA of Drosophila subpulchrella, 4379 nucleotides long. RefSeq names its product neprilysin-3 (gene Nep3). The coding region runs from base 310 to 2682 and encodes 790 amino acids. Gene Ontology annotation, biological process: protein processing. Gene Ontology annotation, cellular component: plasma membrane. Lineage: Eukaryota; Metazoa; Arthropoda; Insecta; Diptera; Drosophilidae. Gene Ontology annotation, molecular function: metalloendopeptidase activity. The transcript has 9 exons. The record is from RefSeq and is a predicted model, not a curated record.